Messenger RNA from Ornithorhynchus anatinus (platypus), 2696 nucleotides. RefSeq names its product FES proto-oncogene, tyrosine kinase (gene FES). Gene Ontology annotation, biological process: peptidyl-tyrosine phosphorylation; chemotaxis; cell adhesion. NCBI's taxonomy places the organism in Eukaryota, Metazoa, Chordata, Mammalia, Monotremata, Ornithorhynchidae. The record is from RefSeq and is a predicted model, not a curated record. Gene Ontology annotation, molecular function: ATP binding; non-membrane spanning protein tyrosine kinase activity. Bases 1 to 2457 code for a protein of 818 amino acids. The transcript has 18 exons.
AUGGGCUUCGCGUCGGAGCUGAGCAGCGCCCAGGGGCACGGGGCCCUGCAGCGCCUGCAGGAGGCCGAGCUGCGGCUGCUGGAGGGCAUGAGGAAGUGGAUGGCCCAGCGGGUCAAGAGCGACCGCGAGUACGCGGGCCUGCUCCAUCAGAUGGCCCAGCACCAGGACGGCACCGACCGGACGGCGGGACCCAUCGGCCAGUCUUGGUCAGAAAUAGUCAGUCAGACGGAGGGCCUGAGCCGGAUUCUGCGGCAGCACGCGGAGGAUCUGAACUCGGGGCCCCUGAGCAAGCUGAGCGUCAUGAUUCGGGAGCGGCAGCAGCUGCGCAAGGCCUUCGGUGAGCAAUGGCAGCGGCUGCAGCAGGAUCUCACCAAGAUCCACAGCCAGGAGAUCGAGAAGCUGAAGAGUCAGUACCGGGUCCUGGCCCGGGACAGCGCUCAGGCUAAGCGCAGAUACCAUGAGACCAGCAAAGACAAGGACCGAGACAAGGCCAAGGACAAGUACGUGCGGAGCCUCUGGAAGCUGUACGCUCAGCACAACCGCUACGUGCUGGGCGUCCAGGCCGCCCAGCUGCACCACCACCACCACCACCAGCAGAUGCUACCCACCCUCCUCCAGUCCCUGCAGGACCUGCACCAGGAGAUGGCCCACAUCCUGAAGGAGAUCCUGCAGGAAUACGCCGAGAUCAGCAGCCUGGUGGAGGAGGAAGUUGUGGCCGUGCAUCGGGACAUCGCCGCCGCCGCCGCCCGCAUCGACCCCCACGCCGAAUACCACAGCUUCCUGCAGCAGCACCGGUCGCCGCCAGACAUCCCGCCCUGCGUGACCUUCGACAACUCCCUGCUGGAGGACUGCGAGCAGCUGGAGCCGGGCGAGCUGCAGCUGAACGAGCUGACCAUCGAGAGCGUGCAGCACACCCUGACUUCAGUGAACGAGGACCUGGCCCAGGCCAAGGAGACGAUGCUCCGACGUCAGGAGGCCAUGGCCCAGCUGCAGAUGGAGAUCCAGAGUGAGGAGCGGAGCCUCCCGCCCAGGGACAGAGUGCAGUUGUUGGGGAAGCGCCAGGCCCUGCAGGAAGCCAUACAGCAGUUUCAGAUAGCCCACUGCAGCCAGGCCAAGCUGCAAGCCCAGUGUGACCUGCUGCAGGCCAAGCUGGACAGCCUGGGACCCGGGGAGCCACCCCCCGUGCUCGUGCUGCAGGAUGACCGGCACUCCACCUCCUCCACGGAGCAGGAACGGGAUGGGUCUCGCACCCCCACCCUGGAGAUCCUCAAGAAUCACAUCUCAGGCAUCUUCCGCCCCAAAUUCUCACUCCCUCCGCCGUUGCCGCUGGUCCCGGCCACGCAGAAGCCCCUGCAGGAUCAGGAAUGGUACCACGGGGCCAUUCCCCGCACAGAGGUGCAGGAGCUGCUGCAGGCUUCCGGGGACUUCCUCGUGCGCGAGAGCCAGGGCAAGCAGGAGUACGUGCUGUCCGUGCUGUGGGACGGGCAGCCCCGACACUUCAUCAUCCAGUCGGCCGACAACGUGUACCGGCUGGAAGGGGAUGGCUUCCUCAGCAUCCCGCUGCUCGUCGACCACCUGCUCCGCUCCCAGCAGCCCCUGACCAAGAAGAGCGGCGUCAUCCUGAGCAAGCCCGUCCCCCGGGACAAGUGGGUCCUGAACCACGAGGACCUGGUGCUCGGGGAGCGGAUCGGACGGGGGAACUUCGGGGAGGUGUUCAGCGGCCGGCUGCGGGCCGACAACACCCUGGUGGCGGUGAAGUCCUGCCGGGAGACUCUCCCGCCCGAGCUCAAGGCCAAGUUCCUGCAGGAGGCAAGGAUCCUGAAGCAGUACAGUCACCCCAACAUCGUGCGCCUCAUUGGAGUCUGCACCCAGAAACAGCCCAUCUACAUCGUCAUGGAGCUGGUGCAGGGCGGAGACUUCUUGACCUUCCUGCGGACGGAGGGCUCCCGGCUGCGGGUGAAGCUGCUGCUGCAGUUUGUGGGGGACGCGGCGGCGGGCAUGGAGUAUCUGGAGAGCAAAAGCUGCAUCCACCGGGAUCUGGCCGCCCGGAACUGCCUGGUGACGGAGAAGAACACGCUGAAGAUCAGCGACUUUGGCAUGUCCCGGGAGGGAGCCGAUGGAGUCUACGCGGCCUCGGGAGGCCUCAGACAGAUCCCCGUCAAGUGGACGGCACCCGAGGCCCUUAACUACGGACGCUACUCCUCCGAGAGCGACGUGUGGAGCUUCGGGAUCCUGCUGUGGGAGACCUUCAGCCUGGGGGCUUCGCCCUACCCCAAUCUCAACAACCAGCAAACCCGGGAGCUGGUGGAGAAAGGAGGGCGCCUGCCCUGCCCGGACCUGUGCCCGGAUGCCGUGUUCCGGCUGAUGGAGCACUGCUGGGCCUACGAGCCCAGCGACAGACCCAGCUUCAACGCCAUCCACCAGGAGCUGCAGGCCAUCCGCAAACGGCACCGGUGAUACCCGGAAGGGGAAGCUCACCCCUCCGCCGCGCCCCCGGGCCUCCCGCCCGACACCCACCAGCCCAGAGCCUGGGGCCGAGGAGCCCGACAGGAGGUUGGGGGGCCUGGCCGCCACCCUCCUCCGUUGCGGCCGGAGCCCGUCGCCCCCGGCGGGCACACCCCGCCCCGUUCCGCUCUUCCCCCAGGGCCCAGCUUUGCCUUUUGUUCUGAAUUAAUAAUAAAGUCAGGGGCACCCAA